GAGGGGUAAAUUCAUUCGACGGUUUCAACUCACACCAGUAGCAGGUGAACACGUCGAGGUCUCAUCGUAUUAGAUAGAUUUGUAACCAAACAAAAGCUGUUAUUUUCUUAAAAAGAAAAGUAACGAUAAUUCGUCGUCAUCAUGGCAGAGUCAAAAGGGAAUGAAGACUUGGCGACAGCAAUUUUGAAGAACAAAGUAAAACCAAAUCGACUUUUGGUUGAAGAGGCUGUGAAUGAUGACAACUCUGUUGUUGCUAUGUCCCAGGAAAAAAUGGAUGAGCUUCAACUCUUCAAAGGAGACACAGUUCUACUGAAGGGCAAGAAAAGGAAGGAGACUGUAUGCAUUGUUCUGUCAGAUGACACUGUCUCAAAUGAAAAAAUCAGGAUGAACCGUGUAGUCAGAAACAAUCUGCGAGUCAGGCUGGGUGAUGUUGUGUCAGUGUCUCCAUGCCCUGAUGUUAAAUAUGGUAAAAGGAUCCAUGUGCUUCCUAUUGAUGACACAGUGGAGGGUCUUACUGGAAGCCUCUUUGAUGUGUACUUGAAACCAUACUUUUUGGAGGCAUAUCGCCCUAUUCACAAAGGAGACAUUUUCAUCGUUCGUGGAGGCAUGCGUGCUGUCGAGUUUAAAGUCGUUGAAACCGACCCUGUUCCAUACUGCAUCGUAGCUCCGGAUACAGUUAUACAUUGCGAGGGCGAACCAAUCAAACGAGAGGAAGAAGAAGAGGCUUUGAAUGCCGUGGGAUACGACGAUAUUGGAGGUGUUCGCAAACAAUUGGCUCUCAUUAAGGAGAUGGUUGAGUUGCCUCUGCGUCAUCCUCAGCUAUUCAAAGCAAUUGGUGUGAAGCCACCCCGUGGUAUUCUGCUCUACGGACCUCCCGGUACCGGCAAAACUCUCAUCGCUCGUGCAGUGGCCAACGAAACUGGCGCUUUCUUUUACUUGAUUAACGGUCCUGAGAUUAUGAGCAAGUUGGCUGGUGAAUCAGAAAGUAAUUUGCGCAAAGCGUUCGAAGAAGCCGAGAAAAACUCACCAGCGAUUAUCUUUAUCGACGAAUUGGAUGCUAUCGCACCCAAGCGUGAAAAGACCCACGGUGAAGUCGAGCGCCGUAUCGUCUCACAGCUGUUGACACUUAUGGAUGGUUUGAAGCAGCGAUCUCACGUUAUUGUCAUGGCGGCUACUAAUCGUCCGAAUUCGAUUGAUGCUGCGCUUCGUCGGUUUGGCCGAUUUGAUCGUGAAGUUGACAUUGGCAUUCCGGAUGCGACUGGGCGGCUUGAAGUUCUGCGCAUUCACACUAAAAAUAUGAAACUAGCUGAUGAUGUGGAUCUAGAACAAGUUGCUGCCGAGACCCACGGCCAUGUCGGUGCUGACAUUGCCGCCCUUUGCUCAGAAGCCGCUCUCCAACAAAUCCGUGAAAAAAUGGAUCUGAUUGACUUGGAAGAAGAUCAAAUUGACGCCGAAGUCCUUAAUUCUCUAGCCGUCACGAUGGAGAACUUCCGGUUUGCCAUGGGCAAAUCUACGCCAAGUGCCUUGCGAGAGACCAUCGUCGAAGUUCCCAAUGUAUCUUGGGAGGAUAUCGGUGGAUUGGAAGGUGUCAAACGGGAACUCCAAGAAUUGGUCCAGUACCCAGUCGAGCAUCCGGAGAAAUUCCUCAAGUUUGGCAUGACGCCGUCUCGUGGUGUUCUAUUUUAUGGCCCCCCCGGUUGUGGUAAAACUUUGCUCGCCAAGGCUAUUGCAAACGAGUGCCAGGCCAACUUCAUUUCGAUCAAAGGCCCCGAGCUGUUGACUAUGUGGUUUGGUGAGUCUGAAGCCAAUGUGCGCGAUGUUUUCGACAAAGCACGCGCUGCUGCUCCUUGUGUGUUGUUCUUCGAUGAACUCGACUCGAUCGCCAAGGCGCGUGGUGGAAGUUCAGGUGAUGCUGGUGGAGCUGCUGAUCGUGUGAUCAAUCAAGUCUUGACUGAGAUGGACGGCAUGGGUGCUAAGAAGAAUGUUUUCAUCAUCGGAGCUACGAAUCGUCCUGAUAUCAUUGAUCCUGCCGUUCUGCGUCCUGGCCGUUUGGACCAACUGAUUUACAUCCCUCUACCCGACGAGAAAUCACGAGAGGCUAUUUUGAAGUCAAAUCUACGAAAAUCUCCUCUUGCUCCGGAUGUGGAUUUGGUUUACUUGGCCAAAGUAACGCAUGGUUUCUCUGGUGCCGAUUUGACUGAAAUUUGUCAACGCGCUUGCAAGUUGGCUAUCCGACAGUCAAUUGAAGCUGAAAUCAGACGGGAGAAGGAACGUGUCGCUAACCCUGAUAUGGAUAUGGAAAUGGAAGAAGAGGAUCCCGUUCCAGAAAUUUCUCGCACUCACUUUGAAGAAGCCAUGAAGUUCGCUCGCAGAUCCGUUUCUGACAACGAUAUCCGCAAAUACGAGAUGUUCUCACAGACUUUGCAACAAUCGCGUGGAUUUGGUACCAACUUCAGGUUCCCGAAUGCUCCGGCUGCGGGUGGCAGUCAACCCAGCGGAGGAACUGGUGGAAAUUUCCAGGAUGACGCCGAUGACGAUCUUUAUAGUUAAGAAAAGCUUUAGGCUGAGUUUGCCAGAAACAGUGGGUGAGCGGGAAAACAGUCUGUUGGAUCUUAACAUCUACGCAAAUCUUUGCCCCACCUUGUUUUUCCGUACGUUUAACUUCUUCGUUCAGUCGAUUACUUGAAAUCGAAUAAAUUUGUUUUGAUCGAG
Molecule: messenger RNA, 2712 nt
Organism: Daphnia carinata
Lineage: Eukaryota; Metazoa; Arthropoda; Branchiopoda; Diplostraca; Daphniidae
Gene: TER94
Product: transitional endoplasmic reticulum ATPase
Exons: 12
Coding region: 142-2550 (802 amino acids)
Biological process (GO): mitotic spindle disassembly; autophagosome maturation; retrograde protein transport, ER to cytosol
Cellular component (GO): VCP-NPL4-UFD1 AAA ATPase complex; cytosol; nucleus
Molecular function (GO): ATP hydrolysis activity; polyubiquitin modification-dependent protein binding; ATP binding
Source: RefSeq, a predicted model, not a curated record